Poecilia latipinna (sailfin molly) is the source of this 1942-nucleotide messenger RNA. RefSeq names its product adipocyte plasma membrane-associated protein. Bases 463 to 1482 code for a protein of 339 amino acids. Gene Ontology annotation, cellular component: endomembrane system. The record is from RefSeq and is a predicted model, not a curated record. Gene Ontology annotation, molecular function: hydrolase activity. NCBI's taxonomy places the organism in Eukaryota, Metazoa, Chordata, Actinopteri, Cyprinodontiformes, Poeciliidae. The transcript has 9 exons.
UUCGAAUCUUUUCAUUUACUUUUCAGUUUCAAAGAAAAUUAUUUUGAGUAAACAUUAUGGCCCCAAUUUAGCUUCAUAAAUUGUCUGAAAAGAAAACUCUUCUGUUUUAUAAAGAUUAUUUCGGUUUGUCUUUAUUCUGAAUUUAAAUAUUUGAAGUUUUUGUUAGUAACUUGAUUGCUGUAAAAUGUCAUAUUGUGUUUCAUAAAACCCAGCAGUUUGCUUUUGUCCUCGUUGUUGCCGGUUGUAGUUUUUGCCUGUUGAUGCCGUCAGGCUGUUGGCUGGACGCCUGUUUGCAGCAGCAGCUCCUCCUUCUGUCCUCCAUUUGACCCCGACUCCGAUAACAAGCCAGACAAAAACACAGACUCCUCCUCCUCCUCCUCACUGCCAAACUCUGGACCCUCACGCACGUGAAGCUGACAAAACUCAAACCAACAAGGCUGCCAAAACAAAGUCCCACCAUUUAUGAGGCUGCAGAGACGAUCUUUGCUAGCAGCGCUGCUGGCCGUGGCGGUCCGCAUUUACCUCCUGCCGUCUCCCAUAGAUCCCAAACCGUACAUUCUGAAAGGGCCUCCUCCGGCCCUCGAAGGGCCACUGGCUGUUAACACCCGCCUGCAGAGGGGCCGCAGGCUGUUCACUGGAAAACUACACGGACCAGAAUCCUUUGCUGCUGAUGCUCAUGGUAACAUUUAUACGGGGACGGUGGACGGGAAGCUGUGGAGAAUCGGCCCAGAUGACAGCCUUGUUCUCAUCACACACAUGGGACAGGAUCUGCCAGAAUGCGGCAGCAGCUCUGACUACGAGCCGGUCUGCGGCCGUCCUCACGGCGUUCGCCUGGACCGCCACGGUCAGCUGGUCGUUGCCGACUCUUACUUCGGUCUUUACAGCGUCGACCCUGAAACUGGAGGCAAGACUCUGCUGGUGGCCAGCUCAGACGGUGCUGAUGGCGUUCCCUUCGCCUUCCUGAACGGCCUGGAGGUCUCCUCCCAAACGGGGAUCAUUUAUUUCACCGACUCGUCCAGACGCUGGGGCCGCAGACACGUCAGACUGGAGGUGAUCGAGUUGAACAGCCUCGGCCGCCUUCUCUCCUACAACCCUGUGAAUAAAAAGGUCACGGUGCUGCUGGACUCGCUCUACAUGCCCAAUGGAAUCGCGUUGUCGCCUGACGAGAACUUCCUGCUGCUGGCUGAGACCAGCAUCGGACGCAUACUGAGGUAUUGGCUGAAAGGCCCGAAGGCAGGAAGUAAGGAGAUCAUUCUGGACAACAUGAUCGGUUACCCUGACAACAUCCGCCUUAGCGACCACGGAACUUUCCUGGUUGGCAUGACGACGACACGCUUCCAGAAGUUUCUGCCACCCUUCCUGGACAUGAUCGCUCCGUACCCGGCGGUGAAACGCCUCCUGGCCAAGCUGGUUCCUCUGAGCUGCUACAGCCUCCUGCUGCUGCGCUACGCUCUGGUCCUGGAGCUGGGAUCGGACGGGUAAAUCGUAGGGUCGCUCCAUGACCCUGAGGGACGCCUAACGUGGGCCAUCAGCGACGUCUUCCAGCACAGAGGCAGAACCUACCUGGGCAGCACAGACUUACCGUUCCUGCCCGUCCUGGACGACUGGGCCAGCUGAGGAGUGAGCGCACAAACUGUUUACAUUGAAAGUGUUUUUAUUAGAGGUUUAACACCGGGGGAGACGGAUGGAUAAUGUUUUCAUUUGGUAGAGGCAUAAAAUGCCCCAUAAAGGCUUGUCCCUUUUAAUUACUGCUAAAUCAUGUUUUAAGAAACUCUUUAGAGCUAUAAAACUGAGUUGAACUAAAAAUCCCCAAAUUGACAAUCUGUGGUUGAAAGUUAGACCUAAACUUUUAAUGUGAAGCACUGAAAUGAAUGUUAAAUUUAGUGAAAUGUCUUGGUUUACUGGAAUUGGUUGAAUUUUUAAGUAUCAUAGUUGCAAAAAA